AUGGCUGGCUCCAAGACCAGUGGUCGUUUUGCUUUCGAUGGUCUUGUUCAGCGGAACGUCCAGCGAUGCUCGUUUUCUUUCCUAUAAUUUCACCAUUGAUCCUCGGCCCAGAGAUGAUCAGCCAUGGUGUGAGGUUCAAGGAGAAAUUGAUCAAAAGGUCUUUCUCUCCUAUGACUGUGGUACAGCUAAGAUCAAGUACCUUAGUCCACUGGGAGAGGAAGUGAAAAAUAUGAGCACCUGGGAAACACAGACUGACACACUCAAAGACACUGGAGACUUGCUCAAGGGGCAAAUGCCUGAUGUUACACCGGAGAAACACACAGACAGGGGGUCAGGACCUCUGACCCUGCAGGCCAGGAUGACAUGCUGGCGUGAAGGCAAUGGACACACCAGUGCAUCCUGGGAGUUUGGCUUCAAUGGACAACUGUGCCUCCUCUUUGAUUCGAAGAAUGGAUUCUGGACAAUGGUUCAUUCUAAAGGGAGGCGGAUGAGAGAGAAAUGGGAGAAUGACAGAGGUGUGACGUACUUCUUCAAGAAGGUCUCCAUGGGAAACUGUCGGGCCUGGCUUUGGGAUUUUAUGGUGUGCUGGGAGAAAAUGCUGAAGACCUCGGCAUCACCAACCACGGGCCCCCCUACAGUGAAGUCCUCGGCCACAGCCAGCAAGCACAUCACCUGGAUCCUCCCCAUGCUCCUCACCAGUUUUAUCAUAACUGUCUUCCUGGGCUGAGUCCUUUCCAGGAGCAGGUGACUGUGCUCCCAGGAAGCGCGACAGGUACUCUGUCUGCCUUUCUCCUGCUCUUCACUUUAGAUCCAGGAGAUCAGACCCCAUGAAUCCUGAGUCUCUUUUCCAGAUACGAUGUCACAGUAGAUGCAUCACCUCAUGGGCUUUAUCACAUUUGGGGAAAUCCUACUCAGCAUCUCUAAAAAACAAAACAGAAACAGUUUUUCUCCACUUUCUCCUGGUGCUAAGUGAUGGAAUUUCUACACUGAAAUGCUCAAGCAGUUGAAGCAAUCUCCACAAACAGAACAUUUUUCAUCAUAUUCUAGUUUGUGGAUAAUUAGAUUACACCUCGUGACCUCGUUCUUGCAAAUGAUAUUGCAAGAAAAAUACCAUCUGCUAUUACAGGACUCAGAGAUUCUUUCUGUGUCUGGAGAAAUCACCUCAGCCUAUUUUCAAUAGAAGAUAAUUUUAUUCAUGACUAUUUCCCUUAAUAGUUUAUUAUGCUGAAAGGGAAAGUGUUAGUCGCUCAGUCGUGUCCAACUCU
Messenger RNA from Capra hircus (goat), 1265 nucleotides. Its product is annotated as NKG2D ligand 1-like. The record is from RefSeq and is a predicted model, not a curated record. Bases 38 to 727 code for a protein of 229 amino acids. The transcript has 5 exons. Lineage: Eukaryota; Metazoa; Chordata; Mammalia; Artiodactyla; Bovidae. Gene Ontology annotation, biological process: positive regulation of T cell mediated cytotoxicity; immune response; antigen processing and presentation of endogenous peptide antigen via MHC class Ib. Gene Ontology annotation, cellular component: external side of plasma membrane.